AUGAAGAUUUUAUUUAAUAAUACUUUUGAACUCUUUUGUUUAUUUGUUUUUGUAACAUGGGCAUUAUUUUUAAACAAUAAUGGGAUAUUAUAUCCAGUGCAUUGUUUAAAAAGUGCGGGGGAUACUUACGUAGAUACCUUGAGAGGUUCCAAUUUUAAUAAUGAAUUUAUUGAUUUAUUAAGUACAAGAGAUAUAUGUAAUACUAUAAAAAAUUAUAUAACUAGGGAGCAGAUAAAGUGUGCUAUAAGUUAUGAUGUUCUUAAUAUUAGUAAUAUAAUAAAUUCCCUUGAGAAAACAUUAUUAAGAGAUCAUAAUAUAAUUAUAAAUGGUAAAGAAGAUAUUUUAAAAAAAUAUCUGAACACCUUUUUGACAUUAUAUAUAAAAAGACAGAGUGAAGAUGUAAAUAAUUUUAUAAAAAAGUUUAGUAAUAGUAAAUUGGAUGUAGUAAUAAAUUAUAGAUAUUAUGAAGAGAAAUUUUUAAGUGAAUAUGAAGAAAUUGAUAGCUUAAAAAAAGGGUUUUCAAAUCAUAUUAGUGAAAUAAAAGAUAUAUUAAAUAAUAUUAGUUCAUCUAAUAAUUAUAAAAAGAAAAGUGGUGUUAUAUAUUUUCCUGAUGUAAAAGAGACAUUAUAUUCGAAGAUACAAAUUUUAAAAGAAAUUUUAUGUAAAUUGAGAAAUAAAGUUUCUUUUAUGUAUAAUAUUAAUUUCGCAUUAGAUGAAUUUAAAGAAAAUUUUGAUAAACAAGUAUAUAAUUUUAAAGGUAAAGAAGGUUUAAAUGAUUUCGUAAGAAUCACAUCAGAUAUUACAAACCCAACAUCCACUUUUACAAAUGUGGUUGAUAUAAAUAAAUUUAAUGUAAAUACCCAAAUGGAUGAAAUUCAAAAUGGUACUCUUAGUAAAGAACAUCUUAAUGAUUUUAGACGUAAUAUUAUUAACCUGGAUGUACAUAUUCGUGAUCCUAGUUCCUUUUGUGUAAACCAAGUGGAAAACCCCACUGAAAUGAAUAUAAACAACCCUUGUAAUAAUAAUGAUGGGAACAAUAUAAAUUGUAAGGACCUCGUAGAAGAAGAUGCGAUGCUUAAUCAUUUUUCUUUUCUAUUACAUCAUUUGGAAAAAAUGACAUGUAUUUUAAUAUUUAGUCUUAAAAACAAAAUAUCGAGUGCUAGAGAUGAUAUUCAAAAAGAUAUAAAUAAGAUGGAGAGUGAAUUAAUUAAUGUAUCUAAUGAAAUAAAUCGUUUAGAUAUUGUUGUUGAUGUACCACAACAUCAUAUUUUAAAUUACCAUAAUAAAAAUGAAAAUAAGGUUUUUAAUCUUAUGAAUAUAAAAAAUGAAUAUUAUGAAUAUUUAGGUGGACACAAUAAAAUAAAUAAUAAUUUCGAUGAUUUUGAUAAUACAUUAAUGUUAUUAGAAAGAAAAACUAAUUGGAUAAAAGAUCAAAAUAUUAUGACAUAUGGUGAUAGAGAAGAUAUACAUGAAGCCAUAAGUUCUACCUUAGAAAUGAUUGAUAAGUUAAAAGAUAUGUAUGUUACGGAGAAUUUUAAUUUAUUAAUAACAUACGAAAAUUUAUAUAAAGAAAUAAAUUUGUUCUUAUAUAAUAAACAAUAUAAUAUAAGCGAGGAAGCUUAUAUAUAUGCAUGGAAUUCGUUAGAAAAUUUUAAAGGCAAAAAAUUACUGACUGAAGGUAUUGACAGACUUUUAGGUUCCGUUAUGUCAAUAUCUUAUGUAAUAAAAUAUGUAAAGGUAGCAAAUAAACAUUUGAAUCCACAAAUAUGUUUUAAUUUAAAUAAAUUAUCUAAUGCAUUUAUGAAUAUAGAAGAAAAAUUAGUUUUAUAUAGAAAUCAAUUUUAUAGAUUAAAUCAUGACAUUACUACAUUAAAAUUAUUUAAAAAUAAUAUAGAGAAAUUAGGAUAUGCUUAUAGAGAUAAUAUGAAUAAAGUACAUAUUAAUAUGGAUACUUAUAAUAUAGCAACCGAAAAUUUACAACACGAAAUUGACAAUAUUCUAGAAAAUAUAAGUGAUGUAUUGUAUGAAGAUAUGCUUAUAAAUGAAUUGAAAACAAUGAGAGCAACAUGGAAGAAUUUUGUUUAUGUUAAAUAUGAUUAUUUUAAACAAAAUAAUAAAUUAAUAGAAGAAUUUGAUGAAAACAAAUUAAUUAUAUUUCCGCCUCAAUUUGGUCUUAUGAAACAAAGUGAACAAACAAAUAUAAGAAAUGAUAAUAAUAAUAAUAAUAAUAAUAAUAACAAUAACAGUAACAAUAACAAUAACAAUAAUAACAAUAAUAAAGAUAAUUCUGUUGCUUCAUUAGGAUCAUCUAUAUUAACAAGAACUUCUUCACCAGAUAAUUAUUUAAUUGGUCAGAAUUUUAUAAAAUCUCCAUACUAUAAUUUAUUAUAUGAGUUUGCUACCGAAAAAAUAAAUUGUGCAAAAACACCAGAAGAAAGAAUUAAAAGUUUUGGAGAGAUAUAUAGAACUAUAGAUCGAGUUUCUAGUGUUAUCAAAGAAAAUAGAAAAAACCUAAGAUCUAAAUAUGAUAAUAUGCGUAUAGAAAUAUUAAAACUUAUAGAUUAUAGAAAACAUACUUUUGAAGAAACAAAAGAUGUUCAUAAAGAAUUAAUAAGAUUAGAAGGAUUUAUUUUAAAUACAUUAGAUAAUUUAUUUGCUAAAAGAAUGACAUUAAGUGUCCAGAUGAAAAAUUCUGUUGAAAUGUUAAAAGGAAGUUUAUAUAAAGACAAAUUACCUGAUUAUUGUAAGGCCGUUGAAAUGUUCAUUCCUAAAUAUUUUUUAACAAUGACAAGAUGGAGAAAUUUUCUGCUUGAAUAUAGAAAGAUUAUGCCAUCCCGUGUUAUAUCAAAAUUUUAUUCUACAUGA
This is a messenger RNA of Plasmodium falciparum 3D7, 2865 nucleotides long. RefSeq lists its product as uncharacterized. NCBI's taxonomy places the organism in Eukaryota, Apicomplexa, Aconoidasida, Haemosporida, Plasmodiidae. The record is from RefSeq and is a predicted model, not a curated record.